CCAAAGUUAUAUAAUCUUAAGGCAGAACUGCUGUAAGUUUUGAGUGGGUCACACUGUGCAAAGGAUACCAGGGAAUCAGGAGGUGGAAACAUGUCUGGAAAACCCAAGCUGCACUACUUCAAUGGACGUGGCCGCAUGGAAACAAUUCGGUGGCUCCUGGCAGCAGCUGGGGUUGAGUUUGAAGAAUCUUACCUGGAAAAAAAGGAGGAUCUGACAAAGUUACAGAAGGAUGGAUCCCUGCUCUUUCAGCAAGUGCCAAUGGUAGAGAUCGAUGGGAUGAAGCUGGUGCAGACCAGAGCCAUUGCCAACUACAUAUCAACCAAGUACAACCUCUACGGGAAGGACGUGAAGGAGAGAGCCCUAAUUGAUAUGUACGUGGAAGGAAUGUUCGAUCUAAAUGAGUUACUCAUGACAUAUGAAAUCCAACCAGCAGACAAAAAGGAGCAGCAUUUUGCAAAUAUGAUGGACAAGACUGAAAACAGAUACUUCCCAGUCUUUGAGAAGGUUUUGAAAGACCACGGAAAAGACUUUCUGGUUGGCAACCAGCUGAGCAGGGCAGAUGUUCAAUUACUUGAAAUAAUUUUGAUGAUAGAGGAGUGGAAGCCUGAUAUCUUUGCCAAAUUUCCUCUCUUGCAGAGUUUCAAAGCAAGACUAAGCAACAUCCCCACAAUAAAGAAAUUCCUGCAGCCUGGCAGCCAGAGGAAACCACCAUCAGAUGACGAUGUUGUAGACAAAGUGAUGAAAAUUUUCUACUCCUGAGCAGCACCCUAAAGCCACAGAAACUCUGUUUCAUUGUAUUUGCAGAUAGUAGGAAGGUGAAAUUAAUGAAAAGAAUGGAAAUGUCAAAUUAAUGGAAUAAGUGAAAAAAUGUUUUUGAUCUUUCCUUACCAACAGGGCUGGUUUUAGCCUACUGCAGACACUUCAGUGUUAAACUACAUGAGUGUACCAGCAAAGGAAACAGUUCACUAAAUAGGGGGUAUAUGGGACAACACAGAAUGCCUUAGAUAACUAAAAAGCUACCUGAAAUAAAUUCUUACUAUUGAUACUCAAAA
Messenger RNA from Melospiza georgiana, 1052 nucleotides. RefSeq names its product glutathione S-transferase-like. Gene Ontology annotation, biological process: xenobiotic metabolic process; glutathione metabolic process. Lineage: Eukaryota; Metazoa; Chordata; Aves; Passeriformes; Passerellidae. Gene Ontology annotation, molecular function: glutathione transferase activity. The transcript has 7 exons. Bases 91 to 759 code for a protein of 222 amino acids. The record is from RefSeq and is a predicted model, not a curated record.